CACACACUCUGGUGGUGUGUGGUGAGGAGUCCCGUAUACCGGUAUACUGUCCCCGUGACUUUAAUAUGUUAUUAUUGUAUGACUGAAAAAAAAAAAAAAAAAAAAAAAAAAAAUGAAUGCGGUUCCUGGGACUGCCUCGCUUCUUGAGGAACUUGACAAAAAACUUAUGGUUCUGCUGAGAGAUGGAAGAACUUUGAUUGGCUAUCUUAGAAGUGUUGACCAGUUUGCAAAUCUAGUUCUCCAUCGAACCAUCGAGAGGAUCCACGUUGGUAAGGAAUAUGGUGAUAUUCCUCGAGGAGUCUUUAUUGUCAGGGGAGAAAAUGUAGUUCUCUUGGGAGAAAUAGAUAAGGAAAAGGAAAAGAAUUUGCCUCUGUCUGAAGUUUCAGUUGACGAUAUUCUUGAUGCUCAAAGAAGAGAACAAGAACUGAAGCAAGACAAGGAUAGGCUAAUGAACAAAGCUCUGAAAGAUCGUGGUUUACAGUAUAUUCCUGACUUGGGUCAUGAUGACAUGUUCUGACCAAUGCCUAUGUGAUAACUAUUGUUUUAUAUCUUCCAAAAUUUUACACCAGGUCAUAUUUUUUAUGAAAACUUGAAUCUUGAUUAUUAUGGGUCGUAAACUUGUAUAAACGAUUCUAUCAACUUAGUUAAGCCGAUUAUCUACUGUUGUAAGUAAGCCUACUUCAGACUUGAAUUUCUACUUUCAAACUGUUUUUUCUCAUAAAUAUUCUUAUUCAAAGAUUUUGAGUACAGUCAUUAUCAGUAAGAUAGUGCAAGUUAAAUGUAUAAAGCUAGAAAUUAUUUCCAUUUAGAAAUGUGC
This is a messenger RNA of Copidosoma floridanum, 817 nucleotides long. It is a transcript of the gene LSm1, whose product is annotated as U6 snRNA-associated Sm-like protein LSm1. Gene Ontology annotation, cellular component: Lsm1-7-Pat1 complex; P-body. Gene Ontology annotation, molecular function: mRNA binding. Gene Ontology annotation, biological process: deadenylation-dependent decapping of nuclear-transcribed mRNA. Lineage: Eukaryota; Metazoa; Arthropoda; Insecta; Hymenoptera; Encyrtidae. The record is from RefSeq and is a predicted model, not a curated record.